Platichthys flesus (European flounder) is the source of this 2065-nucleotide messenger RNA. RefSeq names its product zinc finger and SCAN domain-containing protein 29-like. NCBI's taxonomy places the organism in Eukaryota, Metazoa, Chordata, Actinopteri, Pleuronectiformes, Pleuronectidae. Gene Ontology annotation, molecular function: RNA polymerase II cis-regulatory region sequence-specific DNA binding; DNA-binding transcription factor activity, RNA polymerase II-specific. The transcript has 4 exons. Gene Ontology annotation, biological process: regulation of transcription by RNA polymerase II. Bases 84 to 1202 code for a protein of 372 amino acids. The record is from RefSeq and is a predicted model, not a curated record.
GGACCACGGAUGAGCGUCGCUGCGCUGGGACAUUUUUCUCCCCAAAUAAAAGCAGUUUCGAAAUAUUCCGUCUCCCCGUCGAGAUGAUGUGCGACACCACGAACCGGAGCUUUCGGACGCAGCUCGCCGUCAUCCUGGACAGAGUGACCAAGGCGGCUCUGGUGGAGAUAAGCAACCUGGCGGACGAGUGCUCCUCCGUCCUUCACACCGAGAUAACGCUGCACAAGACGGAGAACGAGGCGCUGAAGAAGCGGUGCUACUCGCUGGAGGUCCAGCUGAGAGCCGCGAAGGAGGCGCAGACCUUCCCCGCCCACGUGCACAGCGUCGGCCGCCGGCUCCCCGCAGAACAUCAGCAACCUGCUCCGGCCAUCGAUGGGGUUUUUGGGAAGGACUGGUGUAUGGACUUUUGGAGAGAAGAGAAACUCACCUCUCACAGAAAAGAAACAAUGGAGCUUGCUGCUAUGACGAGCAUGGGAGUACCGGCAAUCGACCUGACGGAGAGAGAGCCUGAUACCAUCUUUGUCAAGGAGGAGAUUUACGAUGAUCAUCCCAUCGGUCCGCAGAUGACUUUCACAGAUAGCAGAAAAAUCGUCGGGAUGUUUGAGGAGGACGCCAUGCUUCAUAGGUCUGUCGAUGAGCUGGAGCUUCACCCGGGGGAAUUAAACAACUUUCCCAUGACGGCCGACAGUCAACCGCUGCUACGCACGCAUCCGACAAUCAUGGACAAGUUAAUAGAUGACGCGACAAUGAGCACUCUGGCCGACAACACAAAUCCUCCCUCAGCCACCGCCGAAUACUCCGACUAUACCAACGACAUCCACAUGAACGCAACGAAAGAACUCAUGAUUCAGCCGAAGCAAUUAAAGUCAACCAAACGGUUCGAGUGCUUAUUCUGUGGGAAGCUGUUCAACUACUUGAGCAGUUUAAAAGUCCACAUCAGGCGCCACUCCGGUGAGAAGCCGUUCAGCUGCUCCGUGUGCGGCAAGCGAUUCGCCCAGAAAACGUACCUGAAACUGCACCAGCGCGUGCACUCGGGGGAGAAGCCGUACAGCUGCCCAAACUGUGGCAAGAGCUUCUCCCAGAAAAGCUCCCUGAACAUACAUCUUCGGACACACACCGGUGAAAAGCCUUACAGUUGUGUGGAUUGUGGGAAGUGUUAUGCGUACAAGUACGGCUUAAAUCACCACCAGUGUUUCACUUGACCUGUCAGACAAACCACGUGGCUGUUUUGGUAAGACGUCUAACUGUGAUGAGCGGUGCUGUCGGUUGUUCUCACAGUGGUUCAGCAUGUGCCAGUAUGUAUAAGAUUUCAAAUACCCCAUUUUAAAUCAAAAAGCCUGUUUGGUCAACAGGGCUGCUGUAAACUGUAGCUUGUUUGGUGUUUUUAGUUUUACUUUUAUAGGAAAUCUUGCAGCAGCAAAAUGAUGGUAUAGAUAAUAUGUAUCCCUUUUAGUGUAUCAUUUGAUUUGGUGGGAUCUUGGUCAGGGGGGUCGAUGUCAAUUUGUACGAUCCCCUCAUCAAAUCGUUUUAAGGUCAAUUUUACAAAACGCUUAUCAGCUUAGAUGAGACACAUUUUCUGGUCCAAAAAUAUUUCCCAUUUUGCCCAUGCAUGUUGUUUUAUGACUUGCGAAAUGUGUUACAUAUACAUAUAUACCUCAGUGUUAAACUGUCCAUCAGACCACAACAGGCCUCUGUGGAUUCCAAAAUAGCUUUGGACAAGUGCUCAGUUUGCACACAUGUAGCAUAAACCUUUGAAACUACCUCUUCACAACAAGGUUGGAGUAAAACAACUUCCUCAGUUUGCUUCAUUGCCCAAGCCUCAACUCUGCUUUGUAUUCACUACAUGCCACGCUUCAUUUAUUGGCUUUUAUCAGUGGAGAGAGUAGGUAAGCCGAUUGCUUUGAAUAACAUGAAAUGUUCUGUGUUGGUCACAUAUUUUUAAGAUUUGUAUUCACUGUUCCGGUCUGAGAGGUGUUGCUGUUCUGAAAUGUGUUUGUAUGGCUGUGUCAUUAUUGUGGAGAGACAAGUGUUGUCAAUGUUCAGUCUCUUAAAUGUUAACCAAGAA